AUGUGGAAAGGAAUACGAAAUAAAAGGUAUAUCCAACUUGAAGUCCUAGUGGGUGAAGAACCAUGGCAUCUCUUUAGAGAGAAGGUAGGCGAUUGUGCUGACGACCUUGAUCUGCUACCACUAGCAAAACAGAUUGUAAAUGAAUGUGCAGGUUUACCACUUGCCCUCAUAACUAUCGGAAGGGCUCUUACAAACGAACACGACCAACAUCAUUGGAAUAAUGCGCUUCAACAACUAAGAACCCCUUGUUCAGAAAGUUUGUCGUCAGAAGUGCCUGCAGAAGUGUAUCAAGCUCUAUAUUUUAGUUACAAUUUUCUGAAAGAUGAGAGGGCCAAGAAGUUGUUUCUGCACUGUUGCUUGUUUCCAGAAGACGAUAAUAUUUCUAUUGAAGAUUUGGUUAGAUACGGAAUAGGAUUGCGGUGGUUUGAAGGCAUCGACAAAGUGGAUGAAGUAAGAGAUCGAGUGAAGGUCUUAGUUGAUCAACUUAAAAGUUGUUAUUUAUUGUUGGAUGGUAAUGGCGAGGGUAGAAUAAAAAUGCACGAUGUAGUGCGCGAUGUCGCCAUAUCAAUUGCAGCUAAAGAUAAGCAUGGUUUUAUGACAAUCCAUGGUGCCAAAUCGAGAGAGUGGCCAAAGAAGGCGACCUAUGAGCUUAAUACUUCCAUUUUGGUGACAUCAGAUGAAAUUGUAGAGUUUCCAGGAGGAUUGAGAUGCUCAAAACUUGAGUUUUUACUAAUAGAAUGCUGGAAUAGUUCACUAAAAAUACCAAGCAAUUUUUUUGAGGGCAUGGGUGAACUCAAAGCUUUGGACCUGACAAUCACGAAAGACAUCUCGUUACUACCGUCGUCACUACAACUCUUGAGCAACCUGUUGACAUUGCAUCUUGAUCACUGUCAAAAGUUCGAUAAUAUAUGUGUAAUUGGAAAGCUAUUGAAUCUAGAAAUCCUCAGCUUUCGUGAAUCCAACAUUGAGGAGUUACCUGAGGAAAUAGGAGGACUGAUUAAUUUAAAGUUGUUAGAUCUAACAAGUUGUUAUAAUCUUAAAAUAAUAGCACCUGGCGUCAUAUCAGCCCUAGUCCAAUUACAAGAGUUGUACAUGGGUGGCUGCAAAAUCAUUUGGGAACAAGAAGGCAAGGAAGGAGGAGAAAAUGCGAGCUUGAGAGAGUUUGAAUCCUUGUCCAAUUUGAAUACUUUAGAGAUUACUAUAGAAGAUGUUGUGUGCUUUCCCAGAAUCCCAUUGUCUAGCAAAUUGACAAAAUACACAAUUUCGAUAGGUAAUGAUGCUAGCACCACUUUUGCUGUUCAUGACACGUGUACUAUCCCGUCAGAAUGCGGUGGGAUCAAUUCGUUGUUAAGGAGUAGUGCACUUCUACAGUCAAUGGAGAAGGGUUCGGAGGAUGCAGUGCAAGAGUUGUUUCGAAAGGGAGUUGAAGGACUCCAACACUUGAAGCAACUAGUAAUUCGUGAUUGUGCUACACUAGAAUGUCUUGUCAAUACAAUAGAAUGGGUCCCGCGUACACCUAAUGCUAUUCCUCCUAUUUUUCCUAUCCUGGAGAAAUUAAAGCUCAGUAAUCUAUCCAAUUUAAGAAAGAUAUGUCACUGCCAGCUUCCAACCAGCUCUUUUGGAAAACUAAAACGUCUAAAAAUAAAGAAUUGUGAUAGAAUGGAAGAAGUUAUUUUGAAGGAAAAAGGAGAAGAUGAUGCAACAAACAAGAUGGAGUUUCCAGCGUUAGAAUCCAUGACUUUGGAGAUUCUACCAAUGCUCAUUGGUUUUUGCAGAGGGACUGACGAGAUUGAGUUCCCUCAAUUGAAGAAAUUGUAUCUGCGGAAACUACCACAACUCAAGUGGCUCUUCCUCAAUAGCAGUAAUCCGUUUUCAGAGUCAAUGGAAAACCACAAUGCUACCCUCCUAUCUCUCUUCCCCCACAAGGUUGAAUUACCUAGCUUGGAGGAGCUAGAACUCAAGGAUCUUGACAAUCUGGAAGGGCUGGGACAUAUUCCAAUCUCAGUGGGUUCCUUUUCUAAACUUAGAAAAGUACAUGUAGAACACUGUGGCAAAUGGCUCUGUGUUUUUCCAUCGCAAUUUCUUACGGGGCUGCGAAAUCUUGAAGAUCUAACUGUAGAAAAUUGCAGUUUACUAGAGAAGGUGUUUGAAUUGGAAAUGGUGGAUUGUAAGGAACAAGAAUCAGAGAUGUUCUCGCUCUUGAAAUCUCUAAAAUUAAAACAUCUACCCCAACUAGAUUAUAUUUCAAAGAGAGAUCCCAUUGGAUUUACGUACAUUUCACAAUUAAGCAUUCUACAUGUUCAUGACUGUGAUAACUUGAAGUAUAUGUUCCCACAUUCCAUGAUGAAAUGUAUGUUACAACUCCAAGAAUUGGACAUAAGGAGAUGUAAAAUGAUGUCAAUGAUUGUUGCAGAUGAGAAAGGGCAGGGCGAAAGCUCAGUGGAUAAAAUUGAGUUCACUCAAUUGAAAAUUUUGCGGCUUUAUGAUCUACCGAACCUUGUGAGUUUCUUCCCCAAAGUGAUUGCUACUUCGGCUACAUCAACAGAACGGCUCCAAAAUGUCAUGCAAACUCUAUUCAAUGAGAAGGUUGUGUUCCCCACUUUGGAGGUGCUAGAACUUGAGCAUCUUGACAAUCUAGAAGGGAUGGGACACUAUCCACCUUCAUCGAUGUCCUUAUCCAAACUUAGAUAUGUAGAUAUACGACACUGCGGCAAAUUGCCCAAAGUUUUUCAAGCACAAUUGCUUAUGAGGUUGCAAAAUCUUGAAGAACUAUCUAUCGGGGAUUGUAGUUUGCUAGAGAAAGUGUUUGAGUUGGAAGUGGCUGGCUGUACGGGACAUGACUCAAAGAUAUUCUCGUUAUUGAAAUCUCUCAAAUUAAAAAGUCUACCCCAAUUGAACCAUGUUUCAGAGAGAGAUUCCAUUGGAUUUAUGUACAGUCCACAAUUAAGUAAUCUACAUAUUGAUGGUUGUGACAACUUGAGAUUUCUAUUCGCACAGUCCAUGACGCAGUGCAUCCUACAACUCCAAGAAUUGGAAAUAAGGAGAUGUAAAACGAUGUCAACAAUUGUUAGGGAGGAAGAUAACCAUGGUGAAAUUUUGGUGGAUACUGUUGGGUUCACUCAAUUAAAAAUUCUGCGACUUUAUGAUUUGCAAAACCUUGUGAGUAUCUUCCCUAAUGUGACUACUACUGUGGCGACAUCAUUUGAACACAUCCAGAACCCAGGACAAAGUCUCUUCAAUGAAAAGGUUGCAUUCCCUAGCUUAGAGGAAUUGGAACUCCAUGGAUUUCAGAACAUGAACGAAAUAUGGUGCAAUCAACUUCAGACCGGCUCAUUCAACAAACUAAUUAGACUGUAUGUCUCAGAUUGUGGUAGUUUGAGAAAUCUGUUCUCUCUUUUUGUGGCCAGAUGUCUUGUGCAUCUAGAAGAGCUAAUCAUAAAUAAAUGCUCGAUGAUGGAAGAAGUAAUUGCAAAGGAGGAAGAUGAAGAAGAAGAAGAAGGAAGGAUAAAUAGAAUUCCAUUGCCUAAAUUGGAGUAUUUGGUACUCAAAGAUCUACCAGAGCUCAAGAGUUUUUCCCAUGUUACUCAUGAUUGGGAAUUGCCAUUGGUAGAACACAUCACUGUCCUCAAUUGCCCUGAAAUGAAGACCUUCUCUCUUGGAGUCAUAUGCACCCCAAAGUUGCAACGUGUAUUUGUGAAGAGGGAAAGGGACGAGUGGUACCCAGGCAGAGAAGGAGAAGACUGGCUAUGGAUAAGCGACCUCAAUCAAACCAUACUGCACCUAAUUGAAAAGGUAUGUUGUUUAUAUGAUUACUUUUGUUUUUCUCUCUCUUUUUCUUCCAUUAAGUGCAUAUGCCACAUUUUAACGUCCAAGUAUCCAAAAAGGAAAACAAGCUGUGUUCUAAAGUAUGAAAAUUUCUUUUAA
Molecule: messenger RNA, 3924 nt
Organism: Camellia sinensis
Lineage: Eukaryota; Viridiplantae; Streptophyta; Magnoliopsida; Ericales; Theaceae
Source: RefSeq, a predicted model, not a curated record